This is a messenger RNA of Manihot esculenta (cassava), 2696 nucleotides long. RefSeq names its product eukaryotic translation initiation factor 3 subunit B. NCBI's taxonomy places the organism in Eukaryota, Viridiplantae, Streptophyta, Magnoliopsida, Malpighiales, Euphorbiaceae. The transcript has 11 exons. The coding region runs from base 208 to 2370 and encodes 720 amino acids. Gene Ontology annotation, cellular component: eukaryotic translation initiation factor 3 complex. Gene Ontology annotation, molecular function: translation initiation factor binding; translation initiation factor activity; RNA binding. The record is from RefSeq and is a predicted model, not a curated record. Gene Ontology annotation, biological process: translational initiation.
GUAAUUUUACUCAUGGAACCGACCGACCCGUUGUCUCAAAAAUCAAACUGCCAAAAACCCUAAAGAAGAAAACACAAGUCUAUGGUUUCUCAGUCUUCCGGCAGUCCAGAACUCGAAAUCCAUAUUUCACUAUCUCCAGACAACAAUUGCUUCUGUUUCUCUCUCUAGACUCUAGAGAGAGGACCCCAAAAGCGAAGGAAGGAAAUCAUGGCGGACGUUAUGAUAAUGAAUGAAAUUGAGUCUCGGGCGGCCGCGGCUGGUAUUGAUCUCUCUCUCGUCGAUCUCAACUCCAUUCAGCUUCCUCGUGGCGAAAAUUUUGGAAUCAUUAGCGAUGAUGAAGAUGUUUACCAGGAAGAACAGCUGGAUUUUGAGACUGGCUUUGGUAACAUUAUUGUUGUUGAUAAUCUACCAGUUGUUCCCCGAGAAAAAUUUGAUAAGCUUGAAGGUGUGAUUCGGAAAAUUUAUGGCCAGAUUGGUGUAAUUAAGGAGGAUGGUCUCUGGAUGCCUGUUGAUCCUGAAACCCAGAAAACCUUGGGUUACUGCUUUAUAGAGUAUAACACUCCUCAGGAAGCUGAGCUAGCUAAGGAGAAAACAAAUGGUUACAAGUUGGAUAGAUCACAUAUUUUUGCUGUCAGCAUGUUUGAUGAUUUUGAAAAAUUUAUGAAAGUUCCGGAUGAGUGGGCUCCUCCUGAAUUCAGGCCAUAUGUUCCCGGGGAAAAUCUUCAACAUUGGCUUACUGAUGAAAAAGCCCGAGAUCAAUUUGUAAUAAGUGCUGGUUCAGAUACUGAGGUUUUCUGGAAUGACGCAAGACAGAUGAAACCUGAUCCUGUUUACAAACGUUCUUAUUGGACUGAGAGUUUUGUACAGUGGUCCCCCCUUGGAACAUACUUGGCAACAGUUCACAGGCAGGGUGCCGCUGUCUGGGGUGGUUCAAGUGCCUUUAAUAGGUUAAUGCGAUAUGCUCAUCCUCAGGUUAAACUGAUUGACUUUUCUCCUGCUGAGAAAUAUUUGGUUACCUACAGCAGCCAUGAACCAAGCAAUCCUCGUGAUGCAAAUAGGAUUGUGAUAAAUAUUUUUGAUGUACGAACUGGGAAAGUGAUGAGAGAUUUCAAGGGUAGCGCUGAUGAAUUUGCAAUUGGCGGAACUGGUGGUGUUACAGGGGUGUCGUGGCCCAUUUUCAGGUGGGGUGGUGGAAAAGAUGACAAAUACUUUGCCAAAAUUGGGAAAAACAUGAUUUCUGUCUAUGAGACUGAGACCUUCAGUCUGAUUGACAAGAAGUCUCUGAAGGUUGAAAAUGUUAUGGACUUCAGUUGGUCGCCCACUGAUCCCAUUCUGGCACUUUUUGUUCCUGAACUUGCUGGUGGUAACCAACCUGCCAGGGUGUCUCUUGUUCAAAUUCCCAGUAAAGAGGAACUAAGGCAGAAGAAUCUUUUCAGUGUUAGUGAUUGUAAAAUGUACUGGCAAAGCAAUGGGGAUUAUCUUGCUGUAAAGGUUGAUCGGUAUACAAAAUCAAAGAGGACCACAUACACGGGCUUUGAGCUCUUCCGGAUAAAAGAGCGAGACAUACCCAUUGAGGUGUUGGAACUUGACAAUAAGAAUGACAAGAUCAUUGCCUUUGCUUGGGAGCCAAAGGGUCAUAGGUUUGCUGUUAUUCAUGGGGAUAGCCCAAGGCCUGAUGUAAGCUUUUAUUCAAUGAGGACUGCUCAUCAUACUGGCCGGGUUUCAAAGCUUACUACGCUCAAAGGCAAACAGGCAAAUGCUCUUUUCUGGUCACCUGCUGGCCACUAUAUAUUACUUGCUGGGCUGAAGGGUUUUAAUGGACAAUUGGAAUUCUAUAAUGUAGACGAGCUUGAGACUAUGGCAACAACUGAGCAUUUUAUGGCAACAGACAUUGAAUGGGAUCCCACAGGGAGGUAUGUUGCAACUUCAGUGACUUCAGUUCAUCAUGAAAUGGAAAAUGGAUUCAAUAUCUGGUCUUUCAGUGGCAAGCUACUCUAUCGGAUACUUAAGGAUCAUUUCUUCCAGUUCUUGUGGCGCCCAAGGCCACCCUCCUUUUUGAGUCCAGAAAAGGAAGAAGAAAUAGCAAACAAUUUGAAGAAGUAUAGUAAGAAAUAUGAGGCAGAGGACCAAGACGUUUCAUUGCAAUUGAGUGAGCAAGACCGAGAGAAGCGGAGAAUGUUGAAGGAUGAAUGGGAUAAAUGGGUGAAUGAGUGGAAACUGUUGCAUGAAGAAGAAAAAUUGGAGAGACAGAAGUUGAGGGAUGGAGAAGCCAGUGACGAAGAAGAGGAGUACGAGGCCAAAGAAAUAGAAGUUGAGGAGCUGUUGGAUGUUGCAGAGGAGGUUCUUUCAUUUGAUUUUGGACAGGAAUAGACAGUAUUAACAUCAACUCGAGAGCUCAUACAUCUUCCUCCAUCCAAGAUUAAGAUUCUACUAGAAGCAUCGAAGUUGUCGAGAUACACGAAAAGCUUCGCCACAGGGAUUCGAUAUUUUAGUUUUGGUGUUUGAAUUUUGUUGUAGGGACUAAAUGGUAGUUGUUUUUCUUCAUCUAACAUCCCUGUGGAUUUGUAUUAAUUUCUUAAAUUUUGUUAGUCAUGAUAAGGAUUUCACUUUUAUCAUGAUGCUUAUACUUGUGGUUGAACUAACUAGUGAGAUGUAUCCUAUUUCUUCAGAUAAUUUUUUCUAUUGUCUCUUGUGUA